Wasmannia auropunctata (little fire ant) is the source of this 566-nucleotide messenger RNA. Its product is annotated as ribonuclease P protein subunit p14-like. The transcript is spliced from 2 exons. Gene Ontology annotation, biological process: tRNA 5'-leader removal. Bases 152 to 541 code for a protein of 129 amino acids. Lineage: Eukaryota; Metazoa; Arthropoda; Insecta; Hymenoptera; Formicidae. Gene Ontology annotation, cellular component: ribonuclease P complex. The record is from RefSeq and is a predicted model, not a curated record.
GCCGCUCAUCGCUGUGUGAGACAGUGCGAGAGUGUGAGAGGGCACGGCACGUGAGGGUACACGGAUCAGACGCCGUGCAUUGUGCAAGUGCAUCGCGUGUAAGUACCGUCUAGGUUUCUGUGAUGUCUACCCCUCGGUGCGCGAGGUCGAUAUGAGCGACGACCCGGCGCUUCAUCGUAAGAUGUAUUACUUAGACGUUUCUCUAGAAAUUCCAUCCGAUCCCGAUCUCACCGCGGUGUCGCCUGUGUAUCUUAAGAAGAACAUCUUGGAAGCCGUUCGGUCGCUGUUCGGCGAGGAGGGAGCCAAGAGUCCCGUGGACGUUCUAAAGAUCUGUCCUACAAAGCGCAGAUUCGUCCUGCGCUGUCCGGCCGACAGCUACGUCCGGCUGCGAGCGAGCCUGACUCUGAGUACAACGUACGAGCGGAAGGCGUGCGUGUACACCGUUCACCGGGCGUCGCCGAAUCUGCUGUCGUUCACCGCCGACAGUAGGACGUUUCAGCACGGAGAGAGGUGCCUUGAUUCUUCACCAUCAUGCCACUGAUACGUAAGGAGGGCAAGGACACCAU